This is a messenger RNA of Nannospalax galili (Upper Galilee mountains blind mole rat), 1512 nucleotides long. RefSeq names its product transketolase-like protein 2. The record is from RefSeq and is a predicted model, not a curated record. NCBI's taxonomy places the organism in Eukaryota, Metazoa, Chordata, Mammalia, Rodentia, Spalacidae. Gene Ontology annotation, molecular function: transketolase activity; thiamine pyrophosphate binding.
AUGGCCAGCAAAGCCAAGCCCGACGCCGAGACCCUACAGGUCCCUUGGGGCCACCCGCGCCUCCAGCUCGGCACAGCGGCGGGCUGCAGCGUCGCGGAGGUGAUGGCCGUGCUGUUCUUCCACACCGUGAGGUACAAGGGGGACCCCGAGCACCCGGACAACGACCAACUGGUGCUUCGGGGCCACGCGGCCCCCAUCCUGUCGGGGGGGCUGCUGGAGGUGGAGCGGGGCGGCCGGGUGGACUCGGUGAGCCGGGAGAAGGUGCCCUGCGAGCUGGACCGACAGCCUGGCCCUCCGCCUCAUUCGUUCGCGCCCGCCUCCGCUGGGGCCCUGGGACAGGGGCUGGGUGCGGCCUGCGGGGUGGCCUCUGCGGGCAGGUACUUGGACAGGGCCGGCUACCAGGUCUUCUGCCUCCUGGUUGACGGCGACUGUAGUGCUCCAAGGCCUUGGCCUUUGCCGCCCACUCUGGCAGGACGACCUGGUGGUGAUCCUCGAGGUGAACGGCCCGGGGCAGAGCUCACCUCAGACGGACAUGGCUACCAUCAAAUGACCUGUCCUCCGGAUUACGGCCUGGGGGACAAGAGAGCGACCUGCAUGCGAAGCUUAGGGUGACUGGCUACUCUGGGCCACGCUCACAGGAGGUUCGUUCUUGUUGGGAACACCAAGAACUCUACCUUUUCUGAGCUCUUCAGGGAACAACAGGAGCCCCAGCGCUUCCUAGAGCGCUUCAUUGCCGAACCAAACACGGUCAGCGUGUUACUGGGCUGUGCCACCCGUUUCAUGAGCACCUUUGCCGCCUUCUUGACCCAAGCCUUUGACCAGUUCCGAAUGGGAGCCGCCUCUCGAGCCAACAUCAACCUUACUGGUUCCCACUGUGGGGUGUGCCUUGGAGAAGAUGGACCUUCCCAGAUGGCCCUGGAGGAUCUAGCCCUCUUAUGAAGCAUCCCCAACUGCACUGUUUUCUAUCCAAGUGAUGCCAUCUCCACAGAGCACACUGUUUGCCUGGUGACCAACACCCAGGGAAUGUGCUGCAUUUGGACCAGUCGACCCCGGAUUUACCCUCCAGAGGAGAAAUUUGAGAGCAGGCAGGCCAAGGUGAUCUGCUGGGCUGCGGACAGCAAGGUCACAGUUAUUGGAGCCGUCACUCUGCACUAAGCCUUACCUGCUGCGCAGCUUUUUCAACAAGGACUUUCUAUCGGUGUCAUUGACCCCUUCACUAUCAAACCUCUGGAUGCCUGCCUCCAUCGUGGCCAGUGCCAAAGCCAGGUUGUCACAGUGGAAGAUCACUACAAGACGGAGGCGUCUGAGAAGCUGUGUGUGAAGCCCUCUCUGGAGAAGCCGGUGUCUGUGGUCAUCACAGGAGUACUUUGCAGUGGGAAACCCCGGGAAUUGCUGGAUCUCUUUGGUUUCAGUGCCAGACACAUCAUCACAGCUGUGAAGGACACCUUCAUUUGCUGGUCAAUGAAGGCCCUGGAGGGGCCUUGGUCUUCCUUACAGAUAUGUUUGUAUUAA